Messenger RNA from Paramecium pentaurelia, 2577 nucleotides. The record is from the annotation of a GenBank genome assembly. NCBI's taxonomy places the organism in Eukaryota, Ciliophora, Oligohymenophorea, Peniculida, Parameciidae.
AUGUUAAUUAUCACAUUUCUAAUAAUCUCAAUAUGUUUUGCAACUAUAACAUAUGAUAGUAACUAUUUUUUAGAGUGGAAUUAUGAUAUUGUACCAAGUUUUACAUGUUGGGGAGGGAGAAGUUUUGAUAAAACAAUAUCAUUUUCAGACUCAUUUGCAAAUAUUCCCAAAGUGUUCAUCACUUAUGAAAUGAUAGAUCUACAUUGGAGUUAAGAUUAUAACACUGUAGGUUUCAAUUUUAGUAUUACAGAUAUUACAUUAACAAGUAAAUAACUUAUUUUUUAUAUUAGACUUUGCGAUGCAUAUGUAUUGUUAAUAUGAGAGAAACUAUCGAUUCAGAAUAAGGUGGUUUGCUAUUGAUGAUUAAAGAAUAGAUGUUAUUAGUCAAUUUAACCUUAUUCCGCCUUAGAACUGCAGUUUUUAUUAUGCUAAUAUUAAUGUUGAGAAACACUUCAUUACAAUUACAAGUUUUAGUGCUACAGGACCAACAGAUAUUUAAUUAUUUGUAUAUUCUUAUUCAAAUAUAGGCUUAUUUUACACCUCCAAAUAUAGUUACAUUAUAUAUUCCUUAUAUGAUAGGAUAAUCAGAAAAUUUGAAAUCUAUUGGAUUUUAAUUGAUUUUAGGAAUUGAUGAAGCAUUCACUAAAUCUUAAGCUAUUUUAACAGUUUCAAACUAUGAUUCUUUAGUAUAUGAUCCAAUUCAAACAAACCAGGUGGAGUUAUAUCCAUUUUCAGGAUUGGCUUAUUUGGAUGAACAUUUAUUUCAAUUAGUGGUAGUCAUCAAUGAUAAUGGUGUUGGUACAAAAUAUAUAAUACGUGAUUGUAUAAUAAUAAAAAUAUAGAUUUUAAGGGGGAGCGGGUUAUACUGCUAAUUAUCACUAAAAAGUCCGAAUGCCAAAAUCCUAAACCAAAUUGUUUUAACCAAUACUUUGCAAUUUUAUCAGAUUUUCUUAGAAACUUGAAUAUAGAGGUUUACCUCGUCCUUUGUUUUCAAUAGAAUUCACUGUUGAUUCAUAAGUUUAUACGUCAAGUGGAUAAAUUCUCAUAAGCAAAUCUAUAUAAAANUUAUUAUUAUUAAUAAAUAUCAUAUCACUAUUCGAAAUUAGUUUUAGAUUAAUUCAUAUCUUUAAAAGAUUUAUGUAAAUUUAUUAUAAAGCAAUAUUUUUCUAUUUUUUUAAAUUAACUUAAAAAAAAUACUUAAUAAGUUUGUAAAUUGAUUAAUUUAUUAUGUUAAUUAUCACAUUUCUAAUAAUCUCAAUAUGUUUUGCAACUAUAACAUAUGAUAGUAACUAUUUUUUAGAGUGGAAUUAUGAUAUUGUACCAAGUUUUACAUGUUGGGGAGGGAGAAGUUUUGAUAAAACAAUAUCAUUUUCAGACUCAUUUGCAAAUAUUCCCAAAGUGUUCAUCACUUAUGAAAUGAUAGAUCUACAUUGGAGUUAAGAUUAUAACACUGUAGGUUUCAAUUUUAGUAUUACAGAUAUUACAUUAACAAGUAAAUAACUUAUUUUUUAUAUUAGACUUUGCGAUGCAUAUGUAUUGUUAAUAUGAGAGAAACUAUCGAUUCAGAAUAAGGUGGUUUGCUAUUGAUGAUUAAAGAAUAGAUGUUAUUAGUCAAUUUAACCUUAUUCCGCCUUAGAACUGCAGUUUUUAUUAUGCUAAUAUUAAUGUUGAGAAACACUUCAUUACAAUUACAAGUUUUAGUGCUACAGGACCAACAGAUAUUUAAUUAUUUGUAUAUUCUUAUUCAAAUAUAGGCUUAUUUUACACCUCCAAAUAUAGUUACAUUAUAUAUUCCUUAUAUGAUAGGAUAAUCAGAAAAUUUGAAAUCUAUUGGAUUUUAAUUGAUUUUAGGAAUUGAUGAAGCAUUCACUAAAUCUUAAGCUAUUUUAACAGUUUCAAACUAUGAUUCUUUAGUAUAUGAUCCAAUUCAAACAAACCAGGUGGAGUUAUAUCCAUUUUCAGGAUUGGCUUAUUUGGAUGAACAUUUAUUUCAAUUAGUGGUAGUCAUCAAUGAUAAUGGUGUUGGUACAAAAUAUAUAAUACGUGAUUGUAUAAUAAUAAAAAUAUAGAUUUUAAGGGGGAGCGGGUUAUACUGCUAAUUAUCACUAAAAAGUCCGAAUGCCAAAAUCCUAAACCAAAUUGUUUUAACCAAUACUUUGCAAUUUUAUCAGAUUUUCUUAGAAACUUGAAUAUAGAGGUUUACCUCGUCCUUUGUUUUCAAUAGAAUUCACUGUUGAUUCAUAAGUUUAUACGUCAAGUGGAUAAAUUCUCAUAAGCAAAUCUAUAUAAAACAUAGAAUUGAAUAUAAAUUGUAAUUGUAUCAAUGGUAAAAAAAUAAAAAGUAAAUUUUUUAAAUGUGAAAAUUGCCCUUUAAACAAAAAUAGUCAUUAAUUUCAACAUUCUUGUUAUGGUGCAAUUAAUUUAUUAUUUAUUAAUGCAAGAUUUAUUACAUAAACAAAUGCUAUUUAAUAAUUAUAAAUUGAUAUCACUCCUCAAAGUUGUAAAAUUACAUAAUUAAUUUUCAAUUAACAAAUAUAAACUUUUGUAAUUGUAGAUAUAUAAAUGAUUGAUAAUUGA